GCAGCGCGGUGGGCGUCACCUGCGCCACAACCGGAAGAGCUCUGUUAGCAUUCGGCUAAAAACACAGCCAGUUCCGUUGAUAAACAGAUUAAAAUCAUCUCAGUCGGUCUCUGUAAGCGUUUAAAGUCGAAUGAUCGAGGAUAAGAACGCGACUGAAGACCCACGCUGAGUGGAGAACGCGCGAUGGAUGACAGUAAGAUGGUGGCUGUUAAAGUGAAGAAGCCAGGAAAGCGCGGGCGUAAACCUGCUAAGAUCGACCUGAAGGCGAAGCUGGAGCGCAGUCGCCAGAGCGCCCGCGAGUGCCGCGCGCGGAAGAAGCUGCGCUACCAGUAUCUGGAGGAACUGGUUUCCAGUAAAGAGAGAGCCAUCUGUGCGCUGCGAGAGGAGCUGGACAUGUAUAAGCAGUGGUGUCUGGCCAUGGAUCAGGGCAAGAUCCCGUCGGAGAUUAAGGCUCUGCUAACGGGAGACGAGCAGAAAGCGCCGCAGAGCUCCAGCAACAAGAUCCCCAAGAACGGCAAGUUCGGCUCCACCGCGAACAAGACGUGUUAGGAGCGGCCCGAGAUCCUGUACACACACACACACACACACACACACACAGUGUUCAUGAGACGCCUCUUCAUAACCGGACGUCUCAGUCUUUAAUAAGCUUCAUUCCCAGUACAAACUCCCAGUAAUCUCCCGUUCACACUAGGAUGGUUCGAUCCGGCCUCGAUGUGGCUCAGGCUCUGUGUGUGACUUUAACAUUUCCUCUUCCUUUUACUUAUUUAUUUUGGAACCUUUUUGAUGAUGAAUGUGAUGCGUUAUAAUCUGUUUAAUCCUUUACGACGUUAAAUAUUAGACAUUGUAA
Molecule: messenger RNA, 847 nt
Organism: Rhinichthys klamathensis goyatoka
Lineage: Eukaryota; Metazoa; Chordata; Actinopteri; Cypriniformes; Leuciscidae
Gene: crebl2
Product: cAMP responsive element binding protein-like 2
Exons: 4
Coding region: 184-549 (121 amino acids)
Biological process (GO): regulation of DNA-templated transcription
Cellular component (GO): nucleus
Molecular function (GO): DNA-binding transcription factor activity
Source: RefSeq, a predicted model, not a curated record